Molecule: messenger RNA, 648 nt
Organism: Musa acuminata subsp. malaccensis (wild Malaysian banana)
Lineage: Eukaryota; Viridiplantae; Streptophyta; Magnoliopsida; Zingiberales; Musaceae
Source: RefSeq, a predicted model, not a curated record
AUGCGGAAGGAGAAUGAACGCUCGAGCUCCCGGCACCACCGCGAGCGCGACGAUGGCGAGGAUGGCCGGUUGUCCAAGAGAUCCAGGACGGGGGAGGAGAACGGCGACAGGGACGACCGCGAUGAUCGGGAUCGCUCCGAUCGCCGCGAGAAGGAUCGCCGGCGCAGUAGCCGGGACGGGAAGGAUCGCGACAAGGGUCGGGAUCACCGCAGCCGCGAGAGGGGCUACAGAGAUCGGGAGAGCGAACGGCGUAGUAGUAGCCGGUCGAGAAGACACGAUGGGGGAGUUGACAGGGAAUUGGAGAGAGCAAGGAUUUGGAGUUUGUCUUUGGUGAUUGCUCCAGAGCUUGUGCAACUACCAUUGGAUCUAGAGACCAGUCACUGCAGAGGUUAUGGAUUUGUUCAAUUUGCACAACUUGAGCAUGCAAAGGCAGCUCAAAGUUUAAAUGGGAAGUUGGACAUUGCCGGCCAGAUUAUCAAGGUUUCAGCUGUCACGGAUGACGUCCGACCGCAGGAUAGUGGAACUAAUGCUGCUGAUUUUGAUGAUGAAGACGGUGGUGGUUUGUCUCUCGAUGCUCGAUCAAGAGCUGUUCUCAUGCAGAAACUUGACCGCACUGGAACUGCAAUAAGGUGCACUUUCUGUCACUAA